UUUGAAAAGUCUUAUGAAGAUUGGACUAUUAUUUCUGAAUGUUCCACGAAUAUUGUAAAUCGGUCGUCCAUUGACUGGUUGUACGUGACUCGACUGCACCUAGAUUUUCAGUCCCAGCAAGAAUUUAAUGCUAUUGUUAUGUAUGUUCGUGGAAAAUCCAGAAACAAAAGUCCAAUUUUCAUGGACUUUUCAUGGAAAUUUCAGAUCUAGCCAAGUUUAUACGGGAGCGGGAGUAAUUCGCGGUCGAAGGGAAAUAUGAGUGCGAUUGUCUAAAUUCGCCCCACGGAAAGGAGAAUCCAUUAUCUUUAGAGAGUAAUGGAUCCAGAGCUCUACAAAGCUGCGAAAAGGGGGAAAAUUCACGCACUUGGCAAGUUUCCUUCCUAUCAAAUUCUCGAGAGGGUUAGCCCUCAGAAAAACACGGCACUGCACAUAGCUGCCUCCAAUGGCCAUGUGAGCUUCGUCAUGAAAUUGGUUGAAAUAUUCAAAGCAGAUAUUGAGGUAGGGCAUCAAUUUUUGGGAGCAGUUAAUAAAGAGGGAAAUACGGCCCUUCACGAUGCAGCACAGGGAGGACAUGAGAGUGUGGUGGAGCUUCUAUUGAAGGAAGACUGUAAUCUGGCGCAGGUUAAGAAUUGCCAUGGUGAAACUGCCUUGUUCAAGGCUGCUGAGGAAGGGCAUACUAGAAUCGUUAAUAAAUUGUUGCAUUUUAUGCCUGAUGAGGGCUACACCAGAACCGAUGGCCAAACACCUCUUCAUCGUGCCGUCUUCAGACAACACAAAGAUGUAAUUGAGAAACUUUUGCAGAGACCUGGAAUUACUAGAAUCGCAGAUGAGCAUGGUAGAACACCACUCCACAUAGCCGCAUUAAUUCCAGCAGUGCUUCCGAUUUCACAGCUGAAAUUGAAGAGAAUUAGCCAGAUUGGGGAAAUUCUUUUGAAACAUGAUGGAGAUUUAUGUUGCAGAGUGGACAAAAAAGGGCAAACAGCACUUCAUAUAGCAGCGAAAGAAGGGAAUGCAUAUUUAGUGGAAAAGAUAUUACAACAUAACAAUCUUUGCAUCGAAAUGGUAGACAAUGAUGGCCGAAAUGCUCUUCAUCUGGCUGUGAUGAAUGCAUCAAAAAUAUUUUACAGGGUUGGAUAUAGUCUCAAAACUAUAAUAUCCUCCGUCAUGGAAAAGAACUUGGUUGACUGUGCUGACAACAAUGGACAUACGGCAUUAGACUUGGCCAUACAAAAGAUAGAGGAAGAUCCACAACUAUUUAUUGGGAUUAGAAACUAUCUUCUCAGAUGUGGUGCAACUCGGAAGAUCAUGUUCCAAGAUGAAACAACAAAUAAAUUUCCAUCCAUCUUUGAAAAAUCAAAGUGGAAAACUGAAAUUAUAUCAAUAAAUGCAGUGCUAAUUGCAACAGUAGCUUUCACAGUUGCUUUUACUCUGCCAGGAGGCCUUCAAUCUCAUGACCCAACUCCCGCACUGAUUGAUGCAUUCAUCUUCAAGGUGUUUGUGCUAUCUGAUACUUUGGCGCUCUGUUUUUCUAUUUCAUCAGCCGUUCUCCUCUUCUAUGCACUUCUGGGCAACGGAACAGAAGAUCCCCUGCUUACAGGUUUCAGUUUCAACGCAUUAUGGAUAGCUUUAGUGUCACUUGCAUUCACAUUUGGUGCAGCAAUUCACUUGGUUGUGGCACCCAAGUGCCCAUGGCUAACAGCACUUGUAUGGCUUAUGGUUUGCAUUCUUCCUGUAGCGAUCUGGUUAUUUUCUUUCAGUGGAAAAUUGUACAUGUUCAAGGAACAUAAAUUCUAUGUCCGUUACGUUAUAUUGGACUCCUUUGUCCAGUUGAUGGUAGCCCUAGGCCACAAAGACACGCCAUGGGGUCUUCAAAGAAUUCAAUAUUAAUCUACAUUUUACUUGCAACUAAUAUUCUUCUACUUGUAGUUCGUUCAAGUAUGUUUGCCAGUUGUGAACAAGGCUUAAUAUGUAGUUCAGUUGUAGCUGGAAAAACAAAAUGAAAAUUGUGCCGAAGUUGGAUUUA
Cryptomeria japonica (Japanese cedar) is the source of this 2023-nucleotide messenger RNA. RefSeq lists its product as uncharacterized. The coding region runs from base 316 to 1887 and encodes 523 amino acids. The transcript is spliced from 3 exons. Gene Ontology annotation, molecular function: protein phosphatase regulator activity; protein phosphatase 1 binding. The record is from RefSeq and is a predicted model, not a curated record. Gene Ontology annotation, cellular component: plasma membrane. Lineage: Eukaryota; Viridiplantae; Streptophyta; Pinopsida; Cupressales; Cupressaceae.